GGGCUCGCGCCGCGCGUGCUCCAGGGGCGGGAAGUUUUUUUUUCCGCCGCCGCCAUCUUGUAAUGGCGUCUCUCCGCUAAAGGGGAGAAAAAAGCGAAGGGAGUGAAGCUGGGGGGGGGGGUCGCAGCAGCAGCAGGAGCAGAGAGAGCGCGCGCGACGAAAGGGGGUGCACGGGGGGCUCAGACGCGAACCGAAACCCGAGCACAGAUUUUUUUUUUACCUCGAGCGUCUUGACCAAAAAAAAAACACAACAACAACAAAACGACCAUCCGCAACUACCCCGGCCAUCGAUUCACAACAACACCCGCCGCCGUCGCCGCGGAGCGAGGCGAUCAUGGACGCCGGGGCGAGCGGGCGCCUCAAGGAGCCGUGAGGCGGGACCCCCCGGGGUGGGGGGAUCGGGGGGGAAGCCUCACGGCGGGGGGAGGUGGAGGCGCUGCCGCCGCCACCACCGCCAGCCCGCGCCGUCUUUGUGUUUUUUUACCGCGUUAUUUCUUGGCUUGGGGGGAAAAAAAAACAAGCGGAGAUGAGUAGCAAGCUGUCGUUCCGCGCCCGGGCGCUGGACGCCUCGAAGCCGCUUCCCGUGUUCCGCGCCGAGGCGCUGCCCGACCUGCAGGACGCCGUCUCCAUCAGCCGCGCCGUCCCUCAGAUGCCCACGGGCAUGGAGCGGGAGGAGGAGUCGGAGCACCACCUGCAGCGGGCGAUGUCGGCGCAGCAGGCGUACGGCGAGAAGCGCGAGAGCAUGGUGAUACCCGUGCCCGAGGCGCAGAGCAACGUGCCGUACUUCCACGAUCUCUACCCCAGCACCUACCGUCUGCCCAAGCAGCUGAUCCGCCUACCACCGCUGAGCCUGGAGCCGGACCUGCCCGAGUAUGACUUGGACUCGGAGGACGAGGUGUUCCUGGCACGGUCCGGCCGCCGCUACCCCAUCACUCCGAUACAGCUGGAGGCCAUGGUGGAGCGGCUAGAGAAGGGCAGCGGCAUGCAGUCCGUCACGCUUGCAGAGGCUCGACUACUGCUGCAGGAGGAGAAUGAGCUGAUAGAGGAGGUGUGGGAGUACUGGCGCAACAAGCGGCGGCGCUGCCGGGGCUGCUCGCUCAUGCCCUCGGUGCGGCAGGACCGGCGCGACGCUCCCGCCACGCCGGCCGGCAGCAACAGCAACAACCACAACCACAACCCCUACGUGGCCUUCCGCCGGCGCACCGAGAAGAUGCAGACGCGCAAGAACCGCAAGAACGAGGAGGCGUCGUACGAGCGCAUGCUGCGUCUGCGCCGCGAGCUGAGCCGCGCCGUCACCAUCCUGGAGAUGGUGAAGCGGCGCGAGGCCAACAAGCGCCAGCUCCUGCACCUCACGCUGCAGGUCGCCGUCAAGAGGUACGAGGCCGGAGACCUGAACGGGGACAUGCUCGCCGAGGUGCUGUCCCAGCGGCAGCAGGAGGCGACGGCGCCUGCCCACUCCCCGGCCUCCCCGCCGACGUUGCUCAACGGGGGCAGCCCCUACCACCACGUCGACUACAAGGUGCACCGGGAGCCAGGUCAGCCUGGGCGGCCCAAGCGCAAGUACGAGCACCAGAAGCACCGCCCGGGCGCCGGCCGUGCCGCAGCAACGCCGCCGGCUACCAGCGCCGUCACCCCCGCGCCGGCCCCGACCUUCAACCUGAAGGACCUCAACCAAUACGACUUCCACAGCUCCGGCGACGAGUCCCCGGUACCGGUUCAGUCUUCGUCAUCCGACUCGGAGCAGGAGAACGGUCCCGACGGGACGUUCACUUUCCGCCGGGUCGCUGGGUGCCUCUACCACGCGCCCCGGGAUUGCGAACCGAGCGGGCAGGCGGUCAGCGACGAUGACAACGGCAGAGGCGGCGUGCGUGGGUACAGCCUCACGUCGCUGUCGUCGCCGCCGCGCUGCAUGGGGCUCGCACGACGGCGCGUCGGGCGAGGCGGGAGGCUGCUCCUCGACCGCUUGCGCUCGCCGCUUGACGGCCUCCUGUGGAGGCUGAGCCCUGACGGCGGCGCGGAGGAGCGAGAGAAGCGGGAGGGGGAGGAGGAGCGGGCGACGUUGCCGAGUCCGGCCGAGCCCGGCGCGCCCUCGCCGCACCCGGCCCUCACCGAUCCGCUCAGCUGCCUCCUCGCGGACAUCCGCGCCUCGCGCUGCCCGCACUACCGCCCGCGGCACGGCGCCGCCGCUCACCCCGGCGCCGGCAAGCGGCCACGGCACGGCGGCGGGGCGCGGCACGUGGCCACGGACCACGGCGGCUUCACGCAGGAGCAGUACGCGAGGCACCAGCAGCAAGUGGCGGACAUGCAGCGCGAGCAGAGCGCCGCUCACUCACUGCACCAGCAGCAACAGGGCCCCCGUUUGGGGAACACUCUGGACUCAGCCGGCGCCCUCUUCGCCGUCACGGCGCUGCUGGGCCCCACCGACCCACUGCCGCUAGCCUCGGGCGGCGCCGCCGCGGUCACCGGCGCGUCUGCAAGCGCCCUCUCUCCCGCACGCGCCGGCACCUUGGUGGGCACGGUGCCUCUCCCCGCCAGCCUCGCCAACUGCGUCCCGGUGGGCCCUGGGGCCUCGGUGGCGCUGGGCGGCGGAGGGCCAUCGGCGCAACAGCCCACGGCACUGGCGGCCAUGCGGCACGUGGCCCCGAUGCACCAGCAUCACCUCGCCGGCGCGGGCGGCGCCAUCCCACAACAGCCGACGACCGUGGCUGCACUGCAGCACCAGCAGCAGUUACAGCAGCAGCAGCAGCAGUUACAACACCUUCAGCAGCAGCAGCAGCAGCAGUUACAGCACCAGCAACAGUUACAGCAGCAUCAGUUGCAGCAGCAGUUGCAGCAGCAGCAGCAGCAACUGCUGCAGCAACCGGGCACGAUGGCUCAAACAGGAAGCUGCGUCCCAGCACAGCCGCUAGUGCGGGCUGCCAUGGCAACGCACGCUGUCGGCAGCAGCGUGGCGAUCGCUCACAUCGCAAGCAAGGCCGCGGCGGUCGUGUCGUCGGCGGCGCAACCGGUGUACGCGAGGACGGCGACGGUGCAGCUCGCCGGCGUCCGGCCUCUCGCAGCCGUGCCGGCGCAGCACGCGCCGCGGCCCCACCACGCCCGCCCGGCGCCCGUGCCGGUGCCCGUGUCGGCGCCGGCGCCCUGCUCGCGCCCAGCCGGCUGCUCCUCGCCGCUGCCCGGCGGCGGCGCUCCCCUGCACGCGCACGCGGCGCCGCGGCCUCCGCACGGAGCGGCGGCC
This is a messenger RNA of Petromyzon marinus (sea lamprey), 3235 nucleotides long. RefSeq names its product enhancer of polycomb homolog 1-like. Gene Ontology annotation, biological process: regulation of transcription by RNA polymerase II. Lineage: Eukaryota; Metazoa; Chordata; Hyperoartia; Petromyzontiformes; Petromyzontidae. The record is from RefSeq and is a predicted model, not a curated record. Gene Ontology annotation, cellular component: NuA4 histone acetyltransferase complex.